CGCUAGUAGGCUCGUCGGUGAGAGUCGUGUCGUUCACUCGAAGUGAUCGUGUGGUGUUACUCGACGAGCCAGUCAGAAGGCGGUAUACCGAAACGCGAGGUAUAAGCAAACGGCGUCAAAUAAUUUCGCAGUUGUGAGUGUAUUUCGUGAGACUGUGAAACGAGAAAACGAACAAAGCCUAUUAUAAGCGGAGUGUACACCGACGGUGGAGCUUCGAUUUUACGUACUGUUUCUUCACUAAAAACAUAAAACCAUUGCGUUGCACUGUGUAUGGUACACGAGCGAUCCAAGAUGCUGUCGUCAGUGCCAGCGAAAUAAUAAUGUGGUGCGACGUUGGUCAGAGUUGUGCAAUGAUGGGUCUGCAGGCCACGGCAGGAAAACGUAAACUGGAGGGAGGUGUGGGCUGCAUGGAGUUCGACAUGGAUAUGGGCGAGAGCCCAUCGAAGUUAGGUCGGGUGGAGGGUAGCUGGUGGGCGAUGGAGGAUAGUUACACGCCCCCGCUGAGCCAAACGGCGUCAUACUACAAUAUGGAAGUGAGUUCGCCCUGCCUGCAGACAAAUCCUUGUCAGCCGACAUCGGCAAGCUCUCAGCAACAGCAGCAGCAGCAGCAGCAACAACAACAGCAGCAGCAGCAGCAACAGCAACAACAGCAGCAGCAGCAGCAACAACAACAGCAGCAGCAGCAGCAGCAACAGCAGCAGCAGCAGCAACAUCAAACGUCGCAGCAGCAGCAGCAACAGCAGCAACAAUCGUCGACACCGACGUCUGCGCCAACGCCAUCUACGGUGGCGCAUUUGCAUCAUCAUCCUCAGCAUUAUUACCAUCAUCAACGCGGACCGAGUAGCCCGGUCGGUAACAACGGCUACAGUCAACUCUCGAGGCCUCAGCCGCAAUGGGGAGCGCCUCAUCAUUACGAGCCGCCGACGAUACGGCGGGAAGAAAACGGGAAGAGUUAUCUGGAGCUUGGCUCGAGUUACCGAGCGAACGAGAGGUGCUGCGAGGGCUCGAGGUCGAGUUGGUGUCGACGCGGCAGAGCCUGUUACAGACAAAGGCGACUAGCCGUCCUGAAUAUCUCUAUGUGCAAGCUGGCGAGGUAUCGCCAGUUCCCAGAUCCAAGCCUUCAUCGAUCGGUCCUCAUCUGCAAUACGUUGAGGCAUCUGGAACGCGAGAUGGAGAGGGACAGAAGUCCGCCGCCCAUGGAGCCGGUUAUACCAGCGCCGAUUGUUCAACUUCAACCCCCGGAGCAGGGUAGGCUGACGCCGUUCCCGAUGCCGCCGACAUCUUCGAACGAGACCGACGUCGAUUCCGGGAUCGGCGACAGCGACGAUAGCCGUUCGAUAAACUGGGGCAGCGUGCUGUCUCUGUCGAGUCAGUCGCCCCUGGACCCGCUGAACAACAACGAGUUACUGGACGUCGAUAUAGGUCCGGACCUAGACCUAGACUUUAUGCCUGGAUGGAAGCUGACGCCUCUGUCCGCGGACGAUAUCCUGAGGAGUACGACGGCGCAGGAGCAGCACCAGCAUCAUCAACAGCAACACCAUCAGCAUCAACAACAGCAACAACAUUUAGCGCCGACUAGCGGUAGCUGUGGUAGCAGCAACGUGGGCAGCGCCUGCGUCAGUACCGGAAACAGCAGUAGUACGCACGAGUCGUUAAUGUGCGUUGGAUCAUAGCCCCCAAUUUUGACAUCGUUGAGUCACCUCAUCGAUUUUUACCCGCUGAUGCCGCAGAGCAAAUAAAGCGCGGCUCGAACUGCAAGUCGAACGUGGUCGUCCUCUCUCGAAUGUGCGACGCCUGGUGGGCGACUCUCCAGGAGGUCUUCUUUUUCUUAUUUAUUACCGUUCGUGUCAGUUACGCACCGAUCGAUUAUCUUGGUUACGUUCUACUACCACCGCCAACCGAUACUACCAUGGCUCCCCGUGGGAGAUGGGUACACGUCGUGACACGCUGCGCUCGCAGGUGCAGACGGUAACGGGGAUACACGGCGCAUACUUUGGAAAAUUUAGAAUACGAGACAAAAGAGGUGAUUACAAUUUCUAAAUCGUCGAAUGUACCUCCCCCCGAACUCGCGUUGUUACAGAAAAUCUUUAAAACGAGUUUACCUUAACGGAUGAACACGUUUCACGUAGUUUCACGGAACGUAGAUUACCAUUGUCUAUUGCACGAGACCAAACAUACUUUUAGAACAAUUUAUUUUUAUACAUGUAUUUUUUUUCUUGUACAGGUUAAAAAGAUUCGAUAAAAUUAUGUUUUAGUUGAAACUCUGCGACGCGAGAUCGGGUUCUACCUUCGGCUCCUCAACGGACACACCUCGAACGACUAGGUAUACUAUAUCGCAAACGAUCUGUUUUUGCAGUUGCACCUGCGAAUUCGGCGGCGCACGUAUGAGUUCCCCGGCUAGCUCUAAAUGUCGCCACCGGCACGUCCGACAGAGAGAGCGAGAGUGUGUGUGAGAGAGAGCGAAAAGUCUCAGAGCUUUCAACGUCCACGCCCCCGGGCCGGCGAUGCGGUAGACGAGUGCAGGAUAGCCUUCUACUCUUCGAGUCUUUAAAGGAGCCACGGCCAACCGGGCCCCCGCGGGCAAGGGUACACGCCACUUGCCUCUGGGUAUUUGCACGUCACAACAGAAAA
This is a messenger RNA of Colletes gigas, 2631 nucleotides long. RefSeq names its product basic-leucine zipper transcription factor A-like (gene tara). The transcript is spliced from 2 exons. The record is from RefSeq and is a predicted model, not a curated record. Gene Ontology annotation, molecular function: transcription regulator activity. Gene Ontology annotation, cellular component: nucleus. Lineage: Eukaryota; Metazoa; Arthropoda; Insecta; Hymenoptera; Colletidae. The coding region runs from base 321 to 1673 and encodes 450 amino acids.